CCCAGACUAAAAGAAAAAACACCCUCAGACCGAAAAAAAAAAAAAAAAAACCUACAACAAACCCUCAUCGUCUUCUCUUCCUCCUUCAUCUUUCUCAGUUCCUCAGUCCUUAUCCUUGUUGGAGGCUGGAGAUAGAAGGAGAGAGGAAGAAAGAGAACACGACCUUCAGAGAGAGAGAAAGAGAGCGAUGGCAACCGAAACAGCAGGAGCAGUAGUUGAAUCGUCUUCAGCGGCGACCGUGCCUUCGCCGGCGCCGGAGGCUGGAUCGAAACACAAGCUGGAGAGGAAGUGGACGUUCUGGUUCGACAACCAAUCGAAGCCGAAGCAAGGCGCUGCUUGGGGUACCUCUCUCCGCGAGGUUUACACUUUCGAUACUGUCGAAGAGUUCUGGUGUUUGUAUGAUCAGGUAUUCAAGCCCAGCAAAUUGCCUGGAAAUGCAGACUUCCACUUGUUCAAGGCUGGGAUUGAGCCAAAAUGGGAAGAUCCUGAGUGUGCUAAGGGAGGCAAGUGGACUGUCACAAGCAACAGGAAGGCUAAUCUUGAUAACAUGUGGCUUGAAACUAUGAUGGCUUUGAUUGGGGAGCAAUUUGACGAUGCUGAGGACAUAUGCGGUGUGGUUGCAAGUGUGCGCCAGAGGCAGGACAAACUUUCGCUCUGGACAAAGACCGCAGCAAACGAGGCAGCUCAGAUGGGCAUUGGAAGGAAGUGGAAGGAGAUCAUUGAUGUUACUGACAAGAUAAUAUAUAACUUCCAUGAUGAUUCUAGAACCCGAUCAUCAAAGAGUCGGUACAGUGUAUAAGAGCAGUUUUGGGGCCUUUUCAUGCGCAUGUGCAUGUGCUGCUAGGCUGUUAUGAUAUUUGAUCUUUUAACCAUGUGCACUGUAUACCAAAAUCCACACCACAUUUUUGGAUUGAUGCACUACCGUCCGACAUGUUCCCCACUCUUUUGGGUGCAAUACUAUAUUAUAAUUUUACUUUUUGAUUGCUAUGUUAAAAUUCCUACUAGAAUUCAUUUGUAGUUUUAUAUAUAUUUUUUUAAAUUUUAUUGGGACACACUUUAGAAGCUUGAAACUUUGAGUAUGCCAAAUUGCAGUUUCCAAUCAGCUUGAGUUAUGUUGCUUAUAUAUAAUGAUUAGUUGGGCAAUUAUGUAUUCUUGGGAGAAAAACCGGAGUAGUUAGUUGUGCUGUUUGGAGCCACCUUCUCUUUGAUCCCAAAUCUUCCUGGCUAUUGCCACCACCCUGUGGCUCGCUUGGGUACUGUUUGGUUAAUCUAGGGAUUAUCUCCAACUAUGGAUCUUGUUUCUACGUUCGAAGUUAUCAGAAUGAAGAAUCAAAUGUGUAGUACGUUUGUUUUUAAAAAUGCGCCACUUUAUGAACGCAACUUAUC
Arachis stenosperma is the source of this 1386-nucleotide messenger RNA. RefSeq names its product eukaryotic translation initiation factor. Gene Ontology annotation, cellular component: cytoplasm; eukaryotic translation initiation factor 4F complex. Gene Ontology annotation, biological process: translational initiation. Gene Ontology annotation, molecular function: translation initiation factor activity; RNA 7-methylguanosine cap binding. Lineage: Eukaryota; Viridiplantae; Streptophyta; Magnoliopsida; Fabales; Fabaceae. The record is from RefSeq and is a predicted model, not a curated record. The transcript has 5 exons. Bases 188 to 799 code for a protein of 203 amino acids.